UUAUUAAUGAGGCAGGCGAAAAGGCCCGCGCCUGGGGGGGGGGGCGGGGGAAGAGGGCUACUCCCGCCCCACCAGGGGGAGGGGGUCAUGGGGAACGAGGCCAAAUCCCUGGGAGCCCCCUUACUGGUGGGGCAGCUGAGGUCCAGUGUAGCCCCUGCCCAUUGCCAGGACCACAGAGGGGUCUCUGCCACGCCAGGCCCCCUCUGGGCGCGAGAUGGCUGGAGCGGCCCCUGGAGGCCGGAGCGGGCAGCGGGAGGAGGCAGGGAGCUGAGGAGCCGCCCCAGGAGGGAGGGAGAGGGAGCGGCCUGGCCUGCGGGAGAGCUCUGGUGGAGCGGGCGCGGGUGCAACAGGCAGCGGGGGCCAAGCAGCAGGCGAUGGGGACCUGGAGUCCCAAGCUGUGUGGGUAAGAAGAGACUGGGGCAUGAGGAUCUCUGGUGGGGGAGGAGCGUCUGGAAGGAUGGGGCCGUGGCUCGUUCAGUCUCUCUGUCCUGUGUUCUUGACUCUCAGCCCCAUCUGUCUGUCCCUGUCAGUCUUACUGUCUAUCUGCUUUUCCCCUGUGGCCAGCGGGCAGUCCUGCCGUCUCUGCCCUCACCUCCAGGUUAGCAAGGGAUGGGUGGUGCUGGGUCUGCCUUGAGACCUUUGGGGUAGGGACCUGGAGCUGGCAGGAAUGGGAGCCAGGGGGCAUCCAUGGUAAGGCAGCUGUGGUCAGGGGAGAGCCAGGGUGAGACAGUGACAGAACUCAGAGAUGGGAGUGUGGGGGGCAGGGACGGUGGGGACACAGAUGUAGCCGUAGGGAGAAGGACAGUGCAGUGGAGAGAGAGGUGCCCGUGGUGGUACAGGUGGGGCUGUGAGCAUCAAACACGGGACUGAAGAAAAGGUGACAUGUGAUGGUCAGAGAUGGAGCAGUGAAGUCAGGUGGGGCCCUGCGGAUCAGAAAUGGGUCAGGGGGUGUCAGAUGGAGCCAGGGGCGAGAAAUUCGCUGUGCUGCAAUAAUGAGAGGUGGGUGUCAGAGGUAGAUCCGUGACGCCCAGAGGUGGGGACAGACACGGAAGGCCGGAGCCCGGGGGAACCAAGGUGGACAGAGAAGGUGGUGAGGGCAAGAAUGAGGCCCGGAGCAGGAGAUGAUGGGCUGAUGAGGUAGAGGAGGAGAAAGGGGUUGGGAAUGGGGCAGCCAGGGUCAUUUGGAGUUGCCGUGGGCAGGGGCGACAUUAGAAUGCCAUGGCAUCCAACGGGGCCUGAUGAUCCGAGGUGGGGCUGCCUGCUAGUCCCAUGGGGAGAGUGGGCAGUGUGCUCCUGGCCGGCCUCACGGAGCCCUCCUCUCCUCUCCUCUCCCCAGCCCCAACCCCAGCACCUGACAUGAGUCUCUGCGGGCCCCUCAACCUGAGCCUGGCGGGCGAGGCGACCACGUGCGCGGAGCCCGGGGCUCCCAACGCGUCGGCCGGGCCGCCUCCCGGCCGGGCGGCCACAUCCCCGGCGCUGCCCAUCUUCUCCAUGACCCUGGGCUCCGUGUCCAACGUGCUGGCGCUGGCGCUGCUGGCGCAGGCCGCGGGCCGCCUGCGGCGCCGCCGCUCGGCCGCCACCUUCCUGCUGUUCGUCGCCAGCCUUCUGGCCACUGACCUGGCGGGCCACGUCAUCCCGGGGGCGCUGGUGCUGCGCCUGUACGCGGCGGGCCGCCCGCCGGCCGGCGGCGCCUGCCACUUCCUGGGCGGCUGCAUGGUCUUCUUCGGCCUGUGCCCGCUGCUGCUGGGCUGCGGCAUGGCCGUGGAGCGCUGCGUGGGCGUCACGCGGCCGCUGCUGCACGCGGCACGCGUCUCGACGGCCCGCGCGCGCCUGGCGCUGGCCGCGCUGGCCGCCGUGCCUUUGGCCGUGGCGCUGCUGCCGCUGGCGCGCGUGGGCCGCUACGAGCUGCAGUACCCGGGCACGUGGUGCUUUAUCGGCCUGGGCCCGGCGGGCGGCUGGCGCCAGGCGCUGCUCGCCGGCCUCUUCGCCGGCCUCGGCCUGGCCGCGCUGCUCGCCGCGCUCGUCUGCAACACGCUCAGCGGCCUGGCCUUGCUGCGCGCCCGCUGGCGCCGCCGCUCCCGACGGCGUCCUUCGGCGAGCGGCCCCGACGGCCGCCGUCGCUGGGGGGCGCGCGCGCCCCGCUCGGCCUCAGCUUCGUCCUCCUCGUCCGUCGCCUCGGUCCCCGGCGGCUCCCCGGGCCGUGGCUCAGCGCGCAGAGCCCGCGCUCACGAUGUGGAGAUGGUGGGCCAGCUCGUGGGCAUCAUGGUGGUGUCGUGCAUCUGCUGGAGCCCGCUGCUGGUGUUAGUGGUGCUGGCCGUCGGGGGCUGGGGCUCCAGCUCCCUGCAGCGGCCGCUGUUUUUGGCUGUGCGCCUCGCUUCAUGGAACCAGAUCCUGGACCCCUGGGUGUACAUCCUGCUGCGCCAGGCGGUGCUGCGCCAACUGCUUCGCCUCCUGCCCCCGAGGGCCGACGCCAAGGGCAGCCCUGCGGGGCUGCGCCUAACCAGGAGCGCCUGGGAGGCCAGCUCGCUGCGCAGCUCCAGGCACAGUAGCCUCAGCCACCUGUAGGCGAGCCAGGAGUCCCAGCGGCUAAGUCAGACCACCCGGGCCAGGCCCAGGACCGCAGCGCCGAGCCUUCAGGGAAUAAAGCCAUUUUGCGGACCUGCGCAGGGCAUGUGUGGGGUCGGGGCUGCAGCACGCCUGUGGCCGCGCGGGGGCGAUAGCGGUGCCGCCUGAGCCUACGGGGUGUGCAGUUCUGGGACCUUCCACGCAGAGGCGCGGGGAGGCCAGACGCGGAGCUGGAGCCGCUGGAGCAUGCGCAGAAUGCCACGGCCCCGGCCCCAGCCCCAGCUCCCGGGAGGUGUCGAGAGCAGAGCAGCUGAGCCAGAAUCCGAGGCGCUUUUUGCUCCUACCGCCUGCCAGGGCUGACCCUAGCAACAAUUCUCUCAUUGUGGCCCUGAGCUCCUCCAACACAUCCCCCAGGCCCUACCCCCAAACCACACCCCAGCAGGGCCUCAAAACUCCAGUGUCCCUAAACACAGCUCCCAGCCCUGUCCCAUCUCAGCCCGCCCACGCUCCCCACCCUAGUAAGAGCCCGGAGUCCCCACCUUCCCUUAACCCUCA
Molecule: messenger RNA, 3120 nt
Organism: Zalophus californianus (California sea lion)
Lineage: Eukaryota; Metazoa; Chordata; Mammalia; Carnivora; Otariidae
Gene: PTGER1
Product: prostaglandin E receptor 1
Exons: 2
Coding region: 1270-2565 (431 amino acids)
Biological process (GO): positive regulation of cytosolic calcium ion concentration; adenylate cyclase-activating G protein-coupled receptor signaling pathway; inflammatory response
Cellular component (GO): plasma membrane
Molecular function (GO): prostaglandin E receptor activity
Source: RefSeq, a predicted model, not a curated record